AUGGAGCGGUACAGCGCUCUGGGCAUGCGGCUGGACGGCGGGGGCGGCGAUCUGCCGCCGGGGUUCCGCUUCCACCCGACGGACGAGGAGCUCAUCACCUACUACCUCCUCCGCAAGGUGGUGGACUGCGGCUUCUCCGGCGCCCGCGCCAUCGCCGAGAUCGACCUCAACAAGUGCGAGCCGUGGGAGCUGCCGGACAAGGCCUGCAAGACCACCACGGAGAAGGAGUGGUACUUCUACAGCCUCCGCGACCGCAAGUACCCCACGGGCCUGCGCACCAACCGCGCCACCGGCGCCGGCUACUGGAAGGCCACCGGCAAGGACCGCGAGAUCCGCAGCGCCCGCAACGGCGCGCUCGUCGGCAUGAAGAAGACGCUCGUCUUCUACCGCGGCCGCGCCCCCAAGGGCCAGAAGACCCAGUGGGUCAUGCACGAGUUCCGCCUCGAGGGCGUCUACGCCUACCACUUCCUGCCCAACAACACCACAAGGGAUGAGUGGGUGAUCGCGAAGAUCUUCGUGAAGCCAGGCGCGGUGCCCCCCUCCCGCAAGGCUCGCUACGGACUCAGCAGCGCAGGCGACACGUCGUGCUUCUCCGACUCCACCUCCGUCUCCAUCGGCGGCGGGGGCGGCGCCUCCGCCUCGUCCGCGCCGCGCCAGCACCUCCCGGAUACCAGCUCGCUGUUGGCCGCGGCGCAAGCCGCCGCUGACGGCGAGAGCAGCUCCUACGGCGCCACCGCCAACAACAACAACGCGGCCGGCAACUGCCGUGAGCUCGUGCCCUGCUUCUCCACCGCCCACAUGGAUGCCACCCUCCUCGGCAUCGGGCAGUACGAACCGGCUACGCUCGCCGUCGAGCAGCCGUUGGCCUUCUUCCAGGCCCCCCGCCUGGUGCAGGCGGCGGACAACCUCAGCCUGCCGAUGUUCCUCCCAGGCGGCCUGCAGUCCGGCGUCUCCCUGCUCGGCAUCGGCGGAGGGGCCUUCCAGCACUGGCCGUCCUCCGGCUACGAGAUCAAGCUGGAGGGCAGCCGCGCGCCGCCGCAGAUGGCCGUGGGCCCUGGCCAGCUUGACGGCGCCUACGGCUGGGGCUUCUAG
This is a messenger RNA of Triticum turgidum subsp. durum (durum wheat), 1092 nucleotides long. NCBI's taxonomy places the organism in Eukaryota, Viridiplantae, Streptophyta, Magnoliopsida, Poales, Poaceae. The record is from the annotation of a GenBank genome assembly.